GUUUUGAAUACCCGAUUGAAUGGUGGGGGGACACCAGGUUGGGAAAAAAAAGCUGUUGUGGGCCAAUUAUUCUUUUCGUUUCCACUAAUAAAAAAAAGUCGCGAUUUUUUUUUUGUAAUGGCAUCUGCAACCAAAGAACAACAAGUAACCAAGCUUUUCACAGACUUGAAAAACGCUGUUCAAGAUUAUGACGAUGAACGUAGCUUAGAAAUUUGUGAUGAGUUAAUCAAAUUAAACCCUGAUGACCUCGUUACGCUUCAAUGUAAAAUCGUUUCCUUGAUUCGUCUCGAAAAGUACAAGGAAGCACUUUCCAUUAUUGCUCGUCAAUUCAGAAAUAGUGAUGUAGACUUGUCUUAUGAAAAGAUUUAUUGUUACUAUCGCACAAACCAGUUGGUCCCUGCUAUGGAGCUUUUAGAGGAACUCAAGUCCAAGAGUGAAGCCCAAAAUCCUUCAUUGUUGUAUCUUGAAGCUCAGUUGUUGUAUUCUCAAGGUCAAUUUGAAAAGACCAUUCAAGUUUACGAAACUCUCUUAAAGUCAUCUGACAAGAACGAUAGUCUUUAUGAUGAAAUUCAAGUUAAUUUAUUAGCCGCCAAAGCCGGCUUAUUAUUCUCUUCUAGCAAGGCUGAGGAGAAGGACAAGGCUGAUUUGAAGGAAAGUGCUGAUCUUUACGAAGUUGCAUAUAACGCUGCCUCUGUCUAUUUGGCUCGUGGCGACCUCAAGAAGGCUCAACAACAACUCGAAUUAGCUAAAAAGCAAUGCAAUGAGAGAGCUAAUGGAAUGAGCAAAGAGGAACAUGAGGAGGAAUUAGCUGUUAUUUCAACCCAACUUGGUUACACCUAUCAAUUACAAGGACGCUCCGCCGAUGCAAUCAAGAUUUAUAAAUCUCUUUUGAGUUCAGAAGAUAUCGCAGUGGCAGCUGUUGUAUCCAAUAACAUGGUCGCUAUUGAACAAACAAAGGAUUUGGAAGAUGUUUCCAAGAAAUUGAAGGUUGCAACUAGCAAAGAGGCUGAAGCAAGACUUAAAAACUAUCAAAAGCGCGUUAUUGCUAUGAAUGAAAGUUUAUUACAACUCUACACCAACAAAUACUCUGCUUGCAGAGAUCAAGCACAAAAAUUGACUGAAAAAUAUCCUGACAAUGAUAACCUUUAUCUUAUUUUGGCAAGCGCCACCUAUCAUCAACAUAAAGCCGCAAAAGCUGUUGACGAACUUAAAAAGUAUUCCGAAAAGAAACCUUCUUCUCUUGCUAUUCGUUUCGCCACUAUCCAAUUACAAUUGCUCGAAUCUCAACCUGCCGCUGCCCUGUCAACAUUAGAAAGCUAUUUGGAGUCUGUCAAGGAUGAUAAGAAGGCUUAUUAUAAGCCUGCUGUCGUUGCUUUAUUGGUUUGGUUAUAUGAACAAACCGGUCAAUCCGAAAAAGCCAUGGAAACAUUGGACGAAGCUUCCAAGGUCUGGAAGAGCGAUAGCUCAUUCAAAUCCGACACUGUUGCACCCACUUCUACCAUCAAACAAACUGCUGCUUUCAAGUUAAAGACAGGCCGUUUCCAAGACGCUGUUGCCGACUAUGAACAACUUGUGAAAGCCGAUCCUUCUGAUGCUCAAUCUAUUGCCGGUUUAAUCGCUGCUUAUGCCGAAGUAGAUCCCAAAAAGGCCGAGCAAUAUGGUAAUGCUUUACCUUCUAUUGCUUUAAAUAACUUGGAUGUCGAUACACUCGAAAAGAUUGUUCCUGGUGUCAAGCGUGGAUAUGUUAAAAAAGAUCCUAAUGGUGUGCAUGUCAAGAAACCAAAGAACAAGAAGAAGAGAGCCACUUUAUUGCCCAAGAAAUUCGAUCCUAAUGUUAAGCCCGAUCCUGAGCGUUGGGUACCCAAACAAGAAAGAUCCACUUUCCGUAUGAAGGGUAAAAAUAAGAAGGCCUUAAAUAAGGGUCCUCAGGGUGUUUCUAUGGAAGGAGGUGGAAUUGGUGGCACGGGUAGUGCCAAUAUUGGCGGCAAAAAGGCUGCCACUCCUGCAGCAGCAGCUGUAGUUGAAGCUGUUCCCGAGCCAGUUAAAUCAAAACCUGUUGCUACACCUAGUUCAAAGAGCGGUGGCAACAAGAAGAAGAAGGGAAAGGGAAGAAAAUAAAGUGCUUUUAAUAAUAAAUAAAUAAAAAUAAUCGAAAACUGCUUUCCACGU
Mucor mucedo is the source of this 2169-nucleotide messenger RNA. RefSeq lists its product as uncharacterized. Gene Ontology annotation, molecular function: ribosome binding; protein binding; 7S RNA binding. The coding region runs from base 118 to 2118 and encodes 666 amino acids. Gene Ontology annotation, cellular component: signal recognition particle, endoplasmic reticulum targeting. Gene Ontology annotation, biological process: SRP-dependent cotranslational protein targeting to membrane. NCBI's taxonomy places the organism in Eukaryota, Fungi, Mucoromycota, Mucoromycetes, Mucorales, Mucoraceae. The transcript has 4 exons. The record is from RefSeq and is a predicted model, not a curated record.